Messenger RNA from Osmerus eperlanus (European smelt), 6032 nucleotides. It is a transcript of the gene dyrk1aa, whose product is annotated as dual-specificity tyrosine-(Y)-phosphorylation regulated kinase 1A, a. Bases 611 to 2851 code for a protein of 746 amino acids. NCBI's taxonomy places the organism in Eukaryota, Metazoa, Chordata, Actinopteri, Osmeriformes, Osmeridae. Gene Ontology annotation, molecular function: ATP binding; transcription coactivator activity; protein serine/threonine kinase activity. The transcript is spliced from 11 exons. Gene Ontology annotation, biological process: protein autophosphorylation; peptidyl-threonine phosphorylation; peptidyl-serine phosphorylation. Gene Ontology annotation, cellular component: nucleus. The record is from RefSeq and is a predicted model, not a curated record.
UGUAUGUAUUAAGGCGACGCUAACUGACUCGAGCUAGCUAGCUCCAGCUAUCUAACGUUAUAUUGGUUGGCUGUACGUUAGCAGACUGUAGUUUCUAUGGUCUGCCGGGCUGGUUCGCUGCGCAGGUUUGGAACGCGCGCCAUUUUGUGAAAUUUACAAAAAAAAUCUGUUUUUAAGAAAACAAGGGCUUCAAUGUUUGGACACAAUUUUUGACAUGAGUUGUAAACAAUGUCGCUAUUGCUGACAUGGAAUUCUUGGCCAGCUGACGAUGUGCAAGCGUGCAUCGAAAUGUUGCUUUUCCUGUGCUCGGAUCGAAUAAGUUUCUGUUGACGGUGCUGGCGAGUUGACGGAGAGGCGCUGUUGAUUUGGAAACACAAUUGACACCAACUCAUAGGAGUGAAGGCUGUACGUUGGGAAAUCAGGGGGGCUCCAUGGAGGAGAACAGACUGGAUUUACUAAAUCGCCGUAAGGCAUUGGGGUGGAUAAAUGAGGAUAUGUUUCUCGGAUAGGAAGAGUGACAGGCACCGACAAAGGAGGAGAGACUUCAGCAUGCAAACCUUCAUCUGUCCGGCCUGCCCCCUCGUUUUUCUUCCACGCCGCCGGGCCUCCCAUGGCUGCUCCCAUGCCCCAUUCUCACCAGCAGUACAGUGAGCGGCACCAGCAGCCCACUGAGCCGGCCGGGCCGGCGCUGCCUCACAGCGAGCAGGCACAGCAGUCUAUCGGCAGCCAGGUGACCCCUGAUGUUGUCAUGUUACAGAGGCGCAUGCCCCAGUGCUUUCGCGACCCUUCCUCUGCUCCCCUGAGGAAACUCUCUAUCGACCUCAUCAAAACCUACAAACACAUCAACGAGGUUUACUAUGCAAAAAAGAAGCGUCGUCACCAGCAGGGCCAGGGAGAAGACUCCAGCCACAAGAAGGAGAGGAAGGUCUACAAUGACGGCCACGACGAUGACAACUACGACUACAUCGUCAAGAACGGCGAGAAAUGGAUGGACCGCUACGAGAUCGACUCCCUCAUAGGAAAAGGCUCCUUUGGCCAGGUUGUAAAAGCGUACGACCGUGUUGAGCAGGAGUGGGUGGCAAUUAAGAUCAUCAAGAACAAGAAGGCUUUUCUAAAUCAAGCCCAGAUUGAAGUUCGGCUCCUCGAGCUCAUGAACAAACAUGACACAGAGAUGAAGUACUACAUAGUUCACCUGAAGCGCCACUUUAUGUUCCGGAACCACCUCUGCUUGGUGUUUGAGAUGCUCUCCUACAACCUGUACGACCUGCUGCGGAACACCAAUUUCCGCGGCGUCUCGCUCAACCUCACGCGCAAGUUUGCCCAGCAGAUGUGCACGGCGCUGCUGUUCCUGGCCACGCCCGAGCUCAGCAUCAUCCACUGUGACCUGAAGCCCGAGAACAUCCUGCUCUGCAACCCCAAGAGGAGCGCCAUCAAGAUCGUGGACUUUGGCAGCUCCUGCCAGCUGGGCCAGAGGAUAUACCAGUACAUCCAGAGUCGUUUCUACCGCUCCCCUGAGGUGCUGCUGGGAAUGCCUUAUGACCUGGCCAUAGACAUGUGGUCUCUGGGCUGUAUCCUGGUGGAGAUGCACACCGGGGAGCCCCUGUUCAGCGGGGCCAACGAGGUGGAUCAGAUGAAUAAAAUAGUUGAGGUGCUGGGUGUGCCUCCCAAUCACAUACUGGACCAGGCACCCAAGGCCAGGAAGUUCUUUGAGAAAAUGUCUGACAGUACAUGGAGCGCAAAGAAGACCAAAGAUGGCAAACGGUAUAAGCCGGCGGGGACGCGUAAGCUGCACAGCAUCCUGGGCGUGGAGGCGGGUGGGCCGGGGGGGCGGCGGGCGGGCGAGUCGGGCCACGCCGUGGCCGACUACCUGAAGUUCAAGGACCUGAUCCUGCGCAUGCUGGACUACGACGCCAAGAGCCGCAUCCAGCCCUACUACGCCCUGCAGCACAGCUUCUUCAAGAAGACCGCGGACGAGGGCACCAACACGAGCAGCAGCGUGUCCACCAGCCCGGCCCUGGAGCAGUCCCAGUCAUCAGGCACCACCUCCAGCACCUCCUCCAGCUCAGGGGGCUCCUCUGGCACCAGUACCAGCGGGCGGGCACGCUCAGACCCCACGCAUCAGCACCGGCACAGCGGAGGACACUUCAGCGCUGCCGUACAGGUCAUGGACUGUGACAACCUCUGCCCACAGCAGUCCAGGCAGCCGUUUCCCCCCCCCGCGGGCUGGGACGGCGGUGACGGGACCCAGCAGGUGACGGUGGAGACCCACCCCGUCCAGGAGACCACCUUCCACCUGCCUCCCCAGCAGCCCAAGGCCCUCCACCCCCUGGUCAGUGCUAAUAGCUCCUCCCACCACCAUCACCACGGCCACCAUCACCAUGGACACCAUCACCACGGACACCACCACCCCCAUGGACAGCAGGGCCUGCCAGCUCGGCCUCGGCCACGCCUUUACCACUCGCCCACCAACAGCGCCUCCACACAGGACUCCAUGGAGGUGGUGCACGGCCACCUGUCCAUGACCUCCCUGUCUUCCUCCGCCUCGUCCUCCUCCACCUCUUCCUCUUCCACCGGGAACCAGGGCAACCAGGCCUACCAGCUGCGCCCGCUCCCAGCCAACGCAGCCUUGGACUUUGGCCAGAAUGGCAGCAUGACCAUGGGAUUGGGUGCCUUCUCUAACCCCAGACAGGAGACUGGCAUGGCAGGCCACCCCACCUACCCUCUGGGCACGAACACGGGGCCCGGUCACUACAUAACGGAGGGCCACAUGGGCAUGAGACAGGCCAUCGACAGGGAGGAGUCUCCCAUGGCAGGCGUCUGCGUACAGCAGAGUUCUGUUGCCAGUUCCUGACUAAACUGAGGAUGGGUUGUUAUUUCUUUCAGUAAUGUUUUUUUCUUUCUUUCUUUUUUCUUUUUUCUCUGUGUAUUUUUUAAAUGGUGGUGUUUUUUUUGUUGUUUUUUUUACAAGAAAAGUGCAUAGAGAUCAAAAAGCUGCUUAAAAUUCAAGGGGAGAUGAUUACUGACCCGCUACAAGUGUGCAGAGCCGCCAUCUCUCCUGUCCUCCAUCCAAAGUUUCUCUCCUUGGUUCUGGGUUUUCCACACGGAUUUCUGACUCAUCACUUUGUUUUCACAGGGAUUAUUACCAAUGUUUUAUUGACUUGACCGUCUUGCAUAUUAUACUUAAUCAUCCAUUCAUUUCACAAACACCUCUCACUCUACUCUGCAUGGUCUGCAUUAAUCCUUGUUAAUGUCAGCCUGGAGUUUAAAAUUUUUGUUGAAAAAAAAUCAACCUAGAUUUUUAGUUGUUAUGCCAUUGGCUCUUAAAACAGAAAUGCUAUACACCAUUACAUUUCCCCUUAACUAUUCCUAUCCACACUUUUUAACUUUUUGUUUGCAUAAGCUUUCCAUAUCUGGCAAGAAUGAUUUUGAUUGUUUCUGUAUUUAUUCAUUUUGUUUCAGUUUCAUGUUAAUGCAGUUCCACAAAGGAGCAAUGUGAGGCCUGUAGAGGAAAGAAAGGAAGCCGGCACAAAUUCCAUCAGGUUGUGCGUUAGUUGGAGUGUGAUACAUUGCGGAGCCUGCCAGCAACAUGGGGCUGAUGGUAACUGUUCUCCAGGGCAGCAGGGGGCAGCAGAGGGCUGUUGCUCCUGAGUGGUGAGAGAUGGGAGGACUCAGAAGGGCCACACUGAAGAGAUGCACUGAAUAACAUCAGGCCACCAGGGCCCCAUAGUCUACCACAGUGUGGAUUUGUUUUUGUUUUUUGACCCUUUUGGCCUUAUUGUUUUGUUUUUGUUUUUUUAAACUUCUCUGAAAGAUGCGGAAGGAAAGUGAAAGAAGAACGUUACAGUUUAAUGAGAAAAAGAUAUUUCCUGUAUUUUUGAAGUCUGGAUAAAGUAAACCCUUAAUUCUUAUCAGAAGAAAAAAUUGGAAAUAUAGGAGUUUUUAGGAUGGUAAUUCAAGAGGCCUUUCUUUAAGAUGUAUGACUUGCUAGGCCCCCCUGACUGCUGGACCUUUGCGAGUUCCACAGAAGUAGUUUAAUUUUGUAUUUUCGUUUUGAGAUGGAUGAAAUUUGCUACAACUGUCCCUGUCCUGCUUUAUACUUGCUUUUAUUUUUCUUUGCUUUUUUCUUCAGCAUGUGGAUCCUCCAACAGAGCUUCUGCACAAAUGUCUUCUGUUCAUCUUGAAAUUGAAAACAUGCAGAAUUUUAUGUGACCGUUUUUUUUUUUCGCCUCACAAUUAUGCUGUGAAUUUUACAAGAAUUUUAUUUUCCCUUUGAUAAUUUAUUGUACCAAAGCUGUUAUUUUUUUUUAUAGCACAUAGAUGUCUGUAACCAAUAAUGUAGCAGUUCUGCACUUUGACACAAGGUGUAUCAAGACCUUUUUUAAAUGUCAGUAAAAAUGGCUGUAUCUAUUGCUUUAGCAAAACUGGAACUGUUGUUAAACUCAGUAAAUUUACUGUUAGCUGUAUCCUCGACAGAAUUGGUUGUAAUUCUUAUUAUUUUAUUUUUUUUAUACAAAAAAUGAAACUAACAAAAACAAAUUUCUUUCAUUGAUAGAACUUUUUUCCGUUAUCAAGGACUUGAAGGAGACAUGAGAUGCGAUGCUGGCUGCUACUCUGCAGGUUCCGGAGUAUCAGUCUGGUGGCUGUGAGUCGAGGCCAGCCCUUGUGUUCACGUGUCAGAAGAGGGAAAGGCUUAAACGUGAACAGUGCUUUAAUCCUUCAAUUUGUGACCUAGGAUUUAUAGGCUGUUUCAAACGUGCCUACCUAUUUGGCUAAUGCUGCAUUAGAAACCUAUAGUGGCAGUCUUCACGGCAGUGGCUAAAAUCUACCCCCCCCCCCUUCAAAUUUAAAGCAACCCUAUUUGAUCUAGCUGAGCAGAGGCACUGUACGCAUUCAAAUUUCAAUAAAUAUGUUUUUUAGGAGAGGGAGAUAACUUCUCAAAAUUAGAGUGUAUCCACAUGUUUGACAAACUCACCGUGAGUGUUGAAUCCAAAAGGAAACUAGUAGGGAUGGUGUGAGAAGUGAGCCCUGCCUGCUGGAUGUUUGUACACAUACUCCAGUCUUUUUCGUGCGAUGCCUGGAGAAGGAAGUGGAACUGGGCCCAUCCGUGUUGUGCCAGUUGUGAAAUGAACGCAAAGGAGUGGCAACAGCUAGGGGAAAGGUAUCCAUGAAAAAAAAACAAAAAAAAACACAGGCUUCAGGUGUUUACUUUUCAACCCCAUUUUAAUAGUUGAAAUAGAAUUUAUGUAUAUAUUUAUAUUUUUUUAAUAAAGGAAGUUUAGAACUCACUACUUUUUUCCUAAUGGUAUUUUGAUUACAUUUAAGUCAAUGUGGAGACCAUGCAGUGGAAGUUCUUCUGUGAUAUUAGUCAAUGGGUAACAGUGCUUCCAGGCCAAAGUAGUUUGACAAAGCCAGUACAAAUGCAAGUCUUGUAGGGUUUAAACAUUUUAACAGGAGAGAGUAGAUAUUCAUACCUUAAAUAUUAUAGACAGGGUAUAGUGUGUGGGUGUAUGUCUAUGAAUCUGAAUGACAGCAGUGUUUUAAUAUAUAACAAAUACAUAAGCAAUUAUGUACACAUAUUACAGGAACUAUUUUUUAGUUGCAAAUUGGAUUAAACUUCAACCGUGGGUCAAUUUUUGAAGUUAGGCUAAUACAUGUGUGUAGAAAGCCAUGAUAGUCAACACAAUAUAACCACAAACAUCCAACAAUUAACUCCCAAGUGUUAAGUAUGAUUUAUGCUCUGCACCAUAUUCCAUUCAGAAAAAGGCUUUUUUUUUUGUCCUCCAGCCCAGUCCCCUGACCCCCUAGUCUGGUUUUGAGUGAUUGACAACACAGUUUGGUUACAGGUUGUCUGACGUGCACUGUAAAGAUUUAAACAGCAUGGGAAAACGAGAAAUACCUGUGUCCACAGAUUGUAAGAUCUAGUCAAUACUUGCUGUGUAUAUGAUGAUGUUACAAAAAGAUUAAAAAUGGACAAACCCUUUGUAUUAUAUUCAAACGGUCUUAUGUAUGAUAUAAAAAAGUUAAUUAACUUG